This is a messenger RNA of Rhinolophus ferrumequinum (greater horseshoe bat), 5711 nucleotides long. It is a transcript of the gene SH3RF3, whose product is annotated as SH3 domain containing ring finger 3. The transcript has 10 exons. NCBI's taxonomy places the organism in Eukaryota, Metazoa, Chordata, Mammalia, Chiroptera, Rhinolophidae. Gene Ontology annotation, molecular function: protein binding; metal ion binding. The record is from RefSeq and is a predicted model, not a curated record. The coding region runs from base 30 to 2663 and encodes 877 amino acids.
UGCGCGCGGCCGCCGCCGGCGCCUCCCCCAUGCUGCUCGGAGCGUCCUGGCUGUGCGCGUCCAAGGCGGCCGCCGCUGCUGCGCAGAGCGAGGGCGACGAAGACAAGCCGGGAGAGCGGUGGCGGCGGCGGGAGGCGGCCUCGGCCGCGGCGUCUGGCGAGGACAUGGACGAGUCGUCGCUGCUGGACCUGCUGGAGUGCUCCGUGUGCCUGGAGCGCCUGGACACCACGGCCAAAGUGCUGCCGUGUCAGCAUACCUUCUGUCGCCGCUGCCUGGAGAGCAUCGUGUGCUCGCGCCACGAGCUGCGCUGCCCUGAGUGCCGCAUCCUGGUGGGCUGCGGCGUGGACGAACUGCCCGCCAACAUCCUGCUGGUGCGCCUGCUGGACGGCAUCCGCCAGCGGCCCCGCGGUGGCACCAGCCCUGGCGGCAGCCCACCCGCACGCUCUGGCCCAGGAUCGGGGGCGUCCUCUGAGGUCGCGGGUGGCGGGGGCAGCGCGGCGGGCAGCGCCCCGAGCUCCCCAGGCUUCCCCUUGGCCACGGGUAGCGCCACCGCAAGCCUGCGCGAGCUGGCGACCAGCAGGAGUGCGCCCCUGGCAAAGAAUCCUUCCCAGCUUCCUUAUGGCAAAGCCCUCUACAGUUACGAGGGGAAAGAACCUGGUGAUCUCAAGUUCAACAAGGGCGAUGUCAUCAUCCUGCGGCGAAGGGUGGAUGAGAACUGGUUCCACGGGGAGCUGCAUGGCGUGCAAGGCUUCCUGCCCGCCAGCUACGUGCAGUGCCUGCGGCCCCUGCCGCCCACCCCGCCCCAGGGCAAAGCCCUGUACGACUUCGAGAUGAAGGACCAAGACCAGGAUAAGGACUGUCUGACUUUCAGCAAGGAUGAAAUCCUGACUGUGAUCAGAAGAGUGGAUGACAACUGGGCAGAGGGAAUGCUGGGAGACAAGAUUGGAAUUUUCCCCCUCCUCUAUGUGGAGCUCAACGACUCUGCCAAGCAGCUUAUUGAGAUGGACAAGCCCUGCCCAGCUGCUGUGUCUGGCUGCCAUGCCUCGUUGCCCUCCGACCCCGGUGCGGUGGCCAGUGUGGCCCCGGGUCCCACUUUAAGCAGCACAGGGGCAGUCAGUGCCUUUCAACAACGUGUGGACGGCAAGAAGAAUGCCAAGAAACGCCACUCCUUCACCGCGCUGAGCGUGACACACAGGUCCUCGCAGGCUGCCAGCCACAGGCACUCCAUGGAAAUUAGUGCUCCUGUUCUCAUCAGCUCUAGUGAUCCCCGAGCCGCAGCCAGGAUCGGGGACCUGGCUCAUCUGUCCUGCAGCGCUCCCACCCAGGACUCCUCCUCCUCGGCCGGAUCUGUCCCAGCGGCUGAACAGCAGGGCACGGCUCCCAAAGUCCAGCUGCCCCUCAACGUGUACCUGGCGCUAUACGCCUACAAGCCCCAGAAGAAUGACGAGCUGGAGUUGCGCAAGGGUGAGAUGUACCGUGUCCUUGAGAAGUGUCAGGACGGCUGGUUCAAGGGGACAUCCCUGAGGACUGGGCUUUCUGGAGUGUUCCCAGGAAACUACGUGACACCUGCCUCCAGGGCUCCCUUAGGAGGGGCAGGGCCACCCCGGAAUAAUGUGGUUGGAGGGUCUCCACUGGCCAAAGGAAUGGCCACAACCAUCCACCCAGGCGGUGGAAGUCUGAGCAGCCCUGCCACUGCCACGAGGCCCGCCCUUCCCCUCACCACACCCCAGGCCCAGGCCCAGGCAGCCUCCCCUCCGAUGGGCAGUUGUCUGCGGCACUCGGCCCAGCCGGUGGCCAGCCAAGCCCGGAGCACUGUCCCCACAGCUGCCCACUCCUCAGCUCAGGCUCAGGACCGACCGACUGCCACCGUAUCGCCCCUGCGCACCCAGAACUCCCCGUCCCGCCUGCCCACCAGCAGCCUCAGGCCUCACUCCGUGGCGUCCCCGCCGCACAUGCACCAGCCCCUGAUGCAGGCAGUCACUGGUGUCCAGUGCCCCCGGCCAGUCAUCCCACUCACGUCAGCAGCAUCAGCCAUCACACCUCCUAACGUCAGUGCCGCCAACCUCAACGGGGAAGCCGGAGCGGGGGCCGUCAGUGGCCUGUCAACAUCCAGCCCCACCAACACGGCAUGCAGACCAGAGGAAAAGAAAAACGAAAAGAAAGAGAAGAAGAGUGGACUACUGAAACUUCUAGCCGGGGCAUCCACCAAGAAGAAGUCUCGCUCCCCACCAUCCAUCUCUCCCACCCAUGACCCCCAGCUGGCAGUAGACGCCUCACUCCAGGGCGCAGUGGGGCCUGAGGUGUCUUCGCUGUCCAUCCAUGGCCGGGCAGGGUCCUGCCCCAUAGAGAGCGAGAUGCAGGGGGCAAUGGGGAUGGAGCCACUGCACAGAAAGGCGGGCUCCUUGGAUCUGAACUUCUCCUCAUCCCCUUCCAAGCAAGCCCUUCUCUCCAUGGCUGCCAUCCGCCCUGAGCCCAAGCCGUUACCCAGAGAGAGGUACCGUGUGGUGGUCUCGUACCCACCCCAGAGUGAGGCAGAGAUCGAGCUGAAGGAAGGCGACAUUGUCUUUGUGCACAAGAAGCGUGAGGACGGCUGGUACAAGGGGACCCUGCAGAGGAAUGGCCGCACGGGCCUCUUCCCGGGCAGCUUCGUCGAGAGCUUCUGAGGACAUGCUCUCCCCACCAUGCCCACCAGGGAGGAAGGCCUCCCUCCCGGGUAACCCCAAGGCACAAGGAGACACCAUGACACCCGAUGGUCCCAGGUCCUUUCCAAGGCCCCUGGCAGGAGACACCGUAGCCUGGGAUGUGGAGGUCAUGCCUUCACCCACAACCUCUAACCAAGAGCGCACCCUGGGGUUGUUCUCCAACAAGAUGCCUACUCCCCCUGUGUGAACUGUAAAGAAACAUCGUUAAAAAAAGAGAGGAAGAUGCUGAUGGGGGUUGAUUUGCUGCUGUGACUUGCUGCCGAGUUGCAGCCACUCUUGUCUGCCGCCUGUGCGAGGCUGGAAGUUGCAGAAGGGCUGCAGGGGCUCGGGUGGGUGGGCGUGGGGCCCAGAGCAUUUGCAGAAUGUCUUUACAGGCUGUCUGGGCUGCACAUGGGGGUCCAAAUUGCUCCAUCACCUCUCUAUAUACCUCAGUCACCUGCCACCUGGCCACUCAGCAAGGGUGUUCCUGGCCCAGGGCCUUCCCCGGGGCGCGAGCAUCCCCGGGCAGGCCCGUCACGCAGCUCCUGUUGGGGCUCAGGCAGCUCCAUUUGGCUUUGUCUCCUGCCGGUAUUACGAGCAACACUUUUUGUUUGCCACCACUGUCCCUUUGCAUCACUUCUUUCUUACAACAUCUUUUUAAUGUAAAGCUGUUAGACUAUAUAUAUUUCUAAUAGGGUCAUACAUUGCCUAUUUUUCAUACAUCUGGUGCUGCCUUUUUGUAAUGACUUGGUUGAACUUGAAAGAAAAAAUGUCUGAGGAGACAUCAAACGGGCAGGAUUUUUAUAUUUACCAUAUGAAUUUAGGAGAACUCUGAAAAGCCCGUGUCCUCAGCAUUACGAUGUUGGCUGCUGCUCCACGGGCUAAGAGGGAAUCCAUUUAGGGGGUUGGAGGGAGUUUGGAAAAAAAACAUUUCUUUAAACCCUUACCAGAGCCACGUGCUCUGUCUAGACAGUGAUAAUUAUUAUUCAAGAACUGGAAACAUUUUGAGGAAAGGUCACUAUAAUUGCCUUUUGGGUGGCAGUAAAAAGGACAAGAAGGUUGACCCCAGCCUAAGAAGGUGGAAUUUCCCUUUUAUUGCUUUAGAGAGAAUGACUACAAUUAGCAACAUCAAAAUAUGAUUUCUCAGUAUUGCAACGUGCAGUUUUUACCCCAGGGCAGGUGUGAACCGUCACAGUUUACAAAAUCUUGUGAAGGUUUUGCCUCAGUUUUUAAAAAAAUAAAUACCUGCACCCCUAUCAGGCAGUGCACACCUUGGUCUAGAGACUAGAGGUAGAAUGAGGACAGCAGGGCAUUGAGUCCUCUCUGCAGACUUGCAGGCUUGGAGGAGCUGGGACAGCAGACAGAGAGGAGAACGGGGAGGCUCUGAUAUUGGGAUCCUCCCCGAGGUGGGGUCCAAGAAAUGUAUGAUGCGUCCAACAGCUCACUUCCCACAGACACUGCCUACAGGGACCCUGUCAUAAGUCAGUCUUACUCUCAAGAGACUCACACCUUAGGAAUACAUGCUUAUGUGUUCAAAGUCACAAUUCGUAAGCCCUCUCUCUAUAUAUUUUUACAAAACCACUCAGGUUUAAAUUAGGCUGAAUAAAUUAGCCUUUGGUAACAUAAGAUCUAUCUCCCUGAUUUUUAGGGAUGCAGAUGCAACGAAAUCCAGAUUCUCAUUCCCUCGCCAGGCAUGAUGCCUUUGAAGUAUGAAGACUUAUUUUCAGAGUUCCUAUUUUGGGAUGUGACUUGGCUACUUGUUCCUACCAGGUGGCUACCACGCUGGUGGGAUCACGCCUAGAGAAAGGCUCAUUUCCUCUCUCCAAAUGACAAUAGAUUUAAUAGACUUGAGAAAUUUGUUCUGAAUCAAAGAAAAAAAAAAACUCCAGUUUAAGCAUAGGGAGCCCUGUGCACGGAGUUAAUGACAACCAGAAGGUAUCCAUUUGCCAGCGAUUGCCAGAUUGUCUAUGAUGCACAAAAAUCAUGUGUGUUUAAAAUCGUGUCAUCACCAAAAACAUACAUGGAUUAACACACUGAGUGAGACACAUGUUCUUCUCUGAAACCAGAACUCAGAUUCCCAGAUAAUAAGGGAAACCUUUUUUUUUCUUUUUCAACGAAGGCAGUUACCAAGCAACAGAAUAGACUAACUUGGACCUUCUUUCCUCUCAGGGCCACCGCCCACGUGAUGCAUGGUAGGUAGGAAUUACUGAACAGCCCAGUGACGGUGGGUGAGGUGGCAGCCUACCGGGGCUCAGCACCCCUCCUAGCAGAGCCAGGCCAAGCGUCCAGUGUCUUUGCAAGGCAUCAGCUGGCUCCUCUCGUGGCAGAGUCAGGGGCAGCCAUUGGUACUGCCUUGGGAAGGAGAGCCAUGCCGUAGGCCCAGCCAGCCAGAAAUCCUCUCAGGAGGGGCUCCCAGAGCAAAUGCUGGGCAACCAGAGAGCAGGGAGGUACAUAGUAGGCCCCGUGCUUUGGACUGAGUGUUUCCAAACACGCUCAGUCAAACCCAUCAACCUUCAUGAACAUUUAGCCCACAGACAAGAGUAGGAGCAGAAUUAGACCCUUCCUUUGGGGCUUCUUGCCUCGAAGGACAUACUCAUUUUGGUUGCUAAGGUGAAACAACACCUUGUCUGAAACCCUCACGUUCUGUCCUGGCCCAGGGACUUAUACACCUUGGGUGUACAGUGGCACUUGACAGCCAAGGUGACUUGAUUUGAGGAGCACAGUAGAGUCCACAGCCACCACUGAGUGAGGUCAGUGGACACCAAGAUGACAGGGACAUCUGGGCCACCAGAGGACCAUGGGAAAGAAGUGGGGAGACAGAGCCAGGCAAGAUCUUCCCCCACUCCAGUGCCCCAAAUAAGCUCAGUGGCCUGGCUGGGAAUUUCUUUAUACUUUGCACAGUACACACACACAUACACACACACCCCAAUGUUUUUGUUAUACACAAAUGUCAGUGUGUGAUUUUGGAAGAAUUGCCAGUGAUGACAAAUUAUGAUGCCUGUGUUUCCAAGUCUUUAAAUAAAAAUGAAC